This is a messenger RNA of Chiloscyllium plagiosum (whitespotted bambooshark), 9483 nucleotides long. NCBI's taxonomy places the organism in Eukaryota, Metazoa, Chordata, Chondrichthyes, Orectolobiformes, Hemiscylliidae. The record is from RefSeq and is a predicted model, not a curated record.
AAACAGCAAAUAAGGUAGAACAAUGCGUCACCAACAACUUUGAGAUAUAUGAUUGUGUAAUAUCAACCCACUUUAUACACAUUCAUUAGUACUUCUGGAGCCCUUAAGGCUGCAGUUUCUUUUGCUGUAUGCAGUUAGGUUCAGAAAAGGUCACGCCCUGCAGGAAUAACAAAUGCCGCAACCCUUUUGAUCCUUUUAUUGCAAAGAAAGGAGCAUUUCCAUGUUUUCAAGCAAAUGUGUACUGCAACUGUCCUUGAAUUUUUAUUUCACCAAAUUAUCUAGCUGGCUGGUAUCAUUCUCUGCUGUAAAGUACAAUUGCUUUGGAAGAGGGUUUCACUGUGUGACCACAAAAAUGUGAAGAAUAUGAAAUGUUUUCUUACUGCCUAGUUUCUCUUACUGAAGACUGCCAGCGGUAAUGUUACUACGAUGCAAUUAGGAAUCGAGGGGAACCUUAAUAUCUUUUUGACAAUACUUGAGUGUGUAAGAUAUAUGGUUGAGUCGGUGCUGAUUACUUCUGUGAUAGACCAAGCCUAUUUGCCAAACUCAAGAGCACAGGUUGGCAGCAGAAUGAAGAAUUCCAAUGAUGAACCAGUAGAGUACAGUCCUAGUUGUGCUGUGUUUCGAUCUGCAGCUGCUACGGGAAAGAAGUUGCUUCUGACCAGGAAGCAACCUUUCGUUGGACGGUGCUGCCAUGUGUGCUCUCCAAUAAGCAGGGAUAAACUUUUCAAUACCAGCAUCCCUUCUCAGGGACUACGGAAUGUAAUUUAUAUUAAUGAAACGCACACCAGAUAUCGAGGCUGGCUGGCACGGCGUCUCUGCUAUGUCUUGUUUAUUCAGGAACGAGAUGUGCAUCAUGAUAUGUUUUCAAGGAAUGUGAUUGAGAAUGUUUUGAACAACAACAGAGUGCAAAAAGCUAUUAUGGAGACGGUAGCUGAAAGAAUGCCUGUGGAAACUCUUGCCCAGCCAGACCCCAAAGCUGUGAGUAAAGUAAAGAGAAAAGCUCGAGGAAUCCUUCAGCAGAUGGUGGCCAACAUCUCACCUGUUGUGAUCAGAUUGACAGGUUGGGUGUUGUUAAAACUGUUCAAUGGCUUUUUUUGGAGCAUUCAGAUACACAAAGGGCAGCUGGAAAUGGUUAAAAAAGCUGCAGCAGAGCAGAAUGUUCCAUUGGUGUUUCUGCCAGUUCACAAAUCGCACAUUGACUGUUUGCUGCUCACGUUCAUUCUAUUCUGUCAUAAUAUCAAAGCACCACACAUUGCUGCGGGGAAUAAUCUGAAUAUCCCCAUUUUUAGCACUCUCAUAAGAAAACUAGGUGGCUUCUUCAUCCGUCGAAAGUUGGAUAUUGGUGCAGAUGGACGAAAGGAUAUCCUGUAUAGAGCCAUUCUACGUGUGUACAUUGGGGAACUUCUCCGUCAGAGGCAAUUUAUGGAAAUAUUUGUGGAAGGCACACGGUCUCGGAGUGGUAAACCAUACAUGGCCAUGACAGGCCUUCUUUCUAUUGUGGUCGAUAGCCUUUAUGAAAAUACUGUUACCGAUGUUAUGAUUAUUCCAGUUGGAAUCUCAUAUGACCGGAUCAUCGAAGGCAAUUAUAACAGUGAACAGCUGGGAAAACCUAAAAAGAAAGAGAGUCUUUGGGGUGUUGCACAAGGAGUCUUCAGAAUGCUUCGUAAAAACUUUGGCUGUGUCCGAGUAGACUUUGGACAACCUUUUUCUGUUAAGGAGUAUAUUGAUGCUCAGAGGAACCGUCCAUUGCCUGCUGAACUCUCUCUUGAGGAAAUCCUCCUUCCAAAUAUUAUCUCUGAUAGACCAGCCCUUGAUUAUGCUGAUCCUGAUCACGUUCCAAAUAUCAGUUUUUCAGAUGAACAGUACAAGCGUCAACUGAUUUCCAAUGUAGCUAGGCAUGCAUUAUUCACUGCCAGUAGAUGUUCUGCUGUGAUGUCCACUCACAUUGUUGCAUGUUUGCUGCUUUACAGGCACAGAAAGGGUGUCCACUUAUCAAAGUUGGUGGAAGAUUUCUUCUGUAUGAAGGAGGUGGUGUUAGCUCGGGAUUUUGAUUUGGGCUUCUCUGGAAAUUCUGAAGACCUGGUUAUGCAUGCAUUGCAUUUACUUGGAGAGUGUGUCAAUGUCAGAAGCUCCCGUCGCAACAGUGAGUUUUUUAUUGCUCCAACCACAACAAUUCCAGCCUUGUUUGAGCUGAAUUUCUACAGCAAUGGUAUCUUCCAAGUUUUUCUCACUGAAGCAAUACUUGCCUGUUCUCUCUCUGCUAUUCUGAAGGAGAAGAUUAUAGAACCAGGCCAAAUGGAGUUAACAGUCAGCCAAGAAAGACUUAUUCGCACAGCUGCUAGUCUGUCCCACCUCCUUUCCAAUGAAGUCACAGUGGCAUUGCCCUGCCAGACAUACUACCAUGUUUUCCAUGAUACUGUCAGAAAGUUUAUUCAGUAUGGCAUCCUGAUGGUGGCAGAGGAGGAUCUGAGCCCCAGUCUAACAGAGGAAACAUGGGCUAAUAAAUAUCCAGAUGGUUUAUCAUGGAGAAGCGAUGAAGAAGAUGACAGUGAUUAUGGGGAAGAACGGAGAGAUCGUUAUCUAAAGGUGAGUCACUCUCAGGAUCAUCAGGAGUUCAUCACCUUCCUACAGACACUGUUGGGCCCUUUGUUGGAGGCUUAUUUUGCAGCUGCUGUUUUUAUUCAAAACUUUAAAGCUCCAGUUGAAGAAGCUGAAUACAUUAGCAACUUUCACAAGUAUCUGUUAUCCAGAACAGAAAUGAAGGUUGCAGUAUUUGGUGAGAGUGCCACCUUCUGCCUUGCAAAAAGUGCAGUGAAGACUCUUAAAGAUCUCGGGGUUUUCAAAGUUCAGAAGAAUGGGUGCUCCACCUUGGAAUUGAGCAACACCUUUCUACCUCUCAUCAAUCAACAGAAACUGCUGGAAUACAUCCUUAAAUUUACUACAGAAUAGAAAGUGCUGGGCAAAGUGGUGCAAAUGGUGAUUUAUUAAUUUGGACUGAUUAACCCAUUUGAAUUGCAAAUUGACAUUUAAAAACAGAAUUGAAUAUUUCACUUGCUGCAUUUUCUAAUUUGAUUUUUUUUUCACUUUUACUGAAAAGCACAUGGCUGGAUGUCUUUCUUACCCAUACAAUCAGAGCUAACAUAGCAUUCCCCUUGGUGUCACCUAUCUGUGUCUUUUGAUGCGGGUAUAUGAAAGUAUAUUUCCCUAUGAGGUGAUUGCCAUCAUUGCUGCUGAUCUGUUGGAUACACUGAUAUUUUAUGGCAGCCCAAGAAACUGCAUAUGUUUGUUUGACCUCUAUUGCUUAUGUAAUUUAUGCUUGUUUACACUAUUUCUGAUAAAUUGAGUCAUAGGCCAUAGGAUGUAGUGUCAAAUUCAGCAAUAAUGAAUGAGGUAUCAAGUCAUCAAGGUUCUUAGGACACUGAGGAGCAUGUUGCCAUGUGAGAGAGCCAUUUGCUAAAACAUUUUGCUGUGCUAAAACCUAAGUGAUCUAACACUGUGAAUUCUAUUAAGAUUAGGCUGUGGGCUUUCCUUGCAAAUAAUGGUUUUGAUCAGCAUCUACCAUUUUCCAGACUUCAACCAUUCUCCAGACUUCAUAUCAAUACCUUUAAUACAAUACAAUUGUUUUAUAUUUGGGAGUGACUCUGAGUGCUGGUUAUGGACUUAAUAAGAAAUCUUUACCCAAACUUUAGCACCAACCACAUUCUGGUGGAAGAUCGCCUAUCUUGAAAGAUGACAGUUUUUAGAAUAAUUUAUAAAUUCCAUGACACAAUGUCUGCUACCCAAUGCACUUACAAAAGAUAUGUUACAUUAAGGUCAUCUUUUAGAUUCUUGUAUAGGGCCCUGACUCCUCCAGGUAGCUGAUGGUUAUAUUAAAAAGUUAUCUUAUUAAAGAUAUUUCUUUCCAUCUUCCAUUUGGCAACCCAUUCCCAUGCAUGGUUCCAAAAUAGGGGACAGCAUCUGACUUGGCCCCUGCUUUUUGCCAUGCUGCAUGAAACAGCUAUACCAAGAAAUAUGUGACAAAUUUGUGAGUUCAUGUGACCUCAGCUGCAUACUAUAAAUGAAUAAGAUUGAAAUAUGCUUCUCCUUACCACUCCCAUUCCCCAGCUCAUGCAUGUUUUGUCUGUUUCUUUUAUUCCCCUUUCUUAUCCCUGUCUUUCUCAUCUCUUCUCUUCUUCUCCCCCGUCCCCUCUCCCCCCAACAUCACCAUUUUCCUGACUCUUCAGUCUGGCCAAAUUGACAUUGGGUACUUGCUGUUUGAGGUGUAAUAAUUACCAAUCUAUGUUCAAAAACACUGUCCUGUAAAAAGGACUAAUUAUAUUAACAGUUAUUUGAUCUGUACUUUGUGUGUGCUGUAUCUCAAAUUACAGAUUGCUUUAGGCUUGUUGAAAAACACAUACUUUGAUUAAAUCCAAAGUACUUAGUGACCAAGACAAAAGCCAUAUAAACUUCAAAAAGGCCAAAUGUUUACAUUAAUUGUACCUUGGCAAUAAGGUAGUCAUUCCAAUAGUUGUGUCUAUUUUGGGGCAAGCAAUAUGCUAUAAGAAUACUGUGCAUGGCUACUAAUCUAUAGACUAUUAAGUUCAAAUCCCAGCCUUGACAAAAUUAUCACUAACCAAUUGUUGCAUUGCCCUUCUCCCAACAUUCAGAUUGCCCAUUGUAUGAUAACCAUAUACGUGGUGAUAUGUAGGGGGAGAUAAAAUAGUUUUUAAACCAUCCUAAGUUUUUCAAUAUGCAUUUGUUCCUACCUAAUUAAAGAUCAACCCUGGCUAUGUGUGAAGUCUGCAACAGAAUUACAACCAACAGUUUUUAAAGUAUGGUACCAGGGAAUGGAACCAUAUGAACUUUUCAUGAUCUUAUUAAAGCAAACACUACAAUAUAGAGUCCAACUCAUUCCUUUGAUGGUGCACAUCAACCUUAAAUUUAUAGUAUAUGCCAGUACUGUGUGGGCAUAAAAUUCUUACAAUCUGCAAUAUUUUGUCUUUUCCCUCUUAAAGAAGAGACUUUCUAACCUGAAGUUUUAGGCUUGCAAUACCAUCAGUAAGAGAAGUUGAUUUAUGUAAGCUACACUUCCAGCUUGAAACAGUGUAGUGAACGAAUUGCAACUGGAAUAAUGGUGGACCACCUCCUCACAGAUAUUUAAUGAGAAAGCAUUUCAAUAUCAUUUAUGAAGGCUGGGAUUAGGAAACCACUUUGUUGCUGUGAUAUGUGUAAAUACUGUGAUCCAUUAACACUUUGUACAGUUUAUUUUAUUGUGUAUCUAUUUAUUGAAGGUCUCAGCUAUUCCCUUUUCAUUGAGUUAACAUGAACUCAUGCUGAUUUGAAUCUUGGGAGAAAAGAAGUUAGGCCUUAAUGGUUAAAUUUCCACAACAUAUAACUGAAUAAGUUAAAUCACUGUUGUGGAAAACAUUACCUUUGUGUUAGACCAAAGAUUUUCCACAACCUAGUUGCACUGUAUUUUAGCUUGUAUUUGUUCAUUUUUGUGAAUGUCCAUUUCUAAUAUAUGCAAUAUGUUAUGUAUGUAAAAAGAUGAUACAAAGUGCUGCAUUAUUUGAUGUUUCGAUUUUAUGAGUGAAUGACUGCAGAACUGGCAAGUUGAAUUUCUGCCUUGUGUUUGGGUGGGGGUGGAAUUGUACCGAAUGCAUGGUGUAGGAUGGGGUUCAAAGAAGAAAUGCAUAUGCUGUAAAUACAAAAAUAAAAGCAGAAACGUUAACUGUCUUUUCUCUUUCAGAUGCUGACUGGCCUGCUGGCAUAUUCCCAGCAGUUUCUAAUUUUCGUUCAAGUGUAUAGUUUGUUUAUACCCAAGAGACCUUUUAUUUUAACUUGUUUUAGCUGUUUAAAAUCAGUUUCAUGUUACAGUAUCAGGGUAAGAAAAGACUGAAAGAUUUAGUUCUAGAAGUAGGAUAUUGAUGUACAGACAGCUUAGAAAUAUUGGGUUGUAUAAGUUGAACUUUUAUGUUGGUGAGAACAAAAUUCUCACAUUCUGAAAAUAAAUUGAAAAAUAUUUUAAAGGUAAUGAGGUGAAUGUGCAGCAGAUUUUAACUUACUGAAAAGCAAUAGCUGGAAACAGUUGCACUGAUCAGUUAAGCUCAGGACUGUGACAUAACCUAGAUUACUAGAAGCCUUAAUUAUUUGGUGCUUCCAAAAUUAAGAAAGAUCUUAGACCAUUAUUAAAGCCAUAUAGGAAACAAAUGUGUCACGGAUAAAAACACAAUAUUACAGCAGUUCACUGUCAUUUUACGGUAUUUACUUUGUUGUCUGCCAUUUGCUAUAUUCUGUUUCUUGAAAUCAAAAUUGAUGCAAAAUUCAAGAUAAUUGAGAUGUUUUGGCAAAGACCAACUGUGUGGAGAAGACCCUCUCACCAUUUCAAAUUAUUUUCAACAUGGCAAUUGUCACAUUCAGCAAACCAAUGGAAUAUUUAAGUCUAAAUAUCAGUAAAGCCAUGAAAUUAAAAUAAUUCACCUUUCAUCAACCAGAUUUCUACCUUAUCCUCCUGAAAGCUACAAUGGAUGAAUUGGUUGGAAUACAUGAAUUCCAUUAACCUUCCAGUAGCCUCCUGAAAGUGACAUCUCUUCAUAAUUGGGCCUGGCCUUUGCGGUCUGUGUGUCAACAUACAGGUUUUUUGCAACCGUGACCAAUCCUGUCCUUGCUCGACAACAGCAACUACAUUCAUCCAAGCAGAGAGAUUUCACACUGGGGCAAGGAAUCAGGAUUGAGAUCAAGAGCAGCAAUCCCAGCCAAUUUAUCCCCCAACCAUAGCCACAAAACACUGAAGCUGAGAACAGCUGACUCAGCAUACUCUAGAAAGUUAAACCUGUGACUGGAUCUUUGUAAUCUGGAACUAUUGUUAUGGCACAUUGCAUAUUUAAUGAACCACAUGGGAUUUCCAUUGAAUGCAUGUUAGAGGUAGUUGAAUGUUUGUCCUUUUUAUGUAUCGCUAAGAUUCCAAUUUUGACUAACUACAUUAAACAAAUAUUGCUAAGUUUUCAGUAAUAUCGUGAAGUGAAGGAAAGCAAGUAAAAGUAUAAAACAGAAAAAGGUCUAACUCAAUGUUGAGGCUUAGUUGUAUGUAAGUGAUCUUGUCAAUGUAUAUACCAGUGGAUGAUUUUGACCUUGAAACCGUGAAGGAUUUAUUCUUCCAUUCAUGUAUCACACAAUGUCACUUUUUACCCUAUAAGGUCAAUCUGACAGACUGCUGCAGUCACUCACUUGUUUAGUUCCAACUUGGUAAUGGAAAAGGUUAAUUGAGGAGGUUAACUGCUUUCUUUAGUUUACAAACUGAUGAUUGAGUGGCAUUGUUUAAAAUGUUGCAAAAUUUUAUUUUAAUUUAGUCCAAUGUUGCCAAUUUAGCAGGGGAUGAAAAUUUGAAUGUUAAGAUCAAACGUAAAGAUUGAGGUUGCAGUGUUCUUGGACAAAGAGGACUUGGAUUCAACCUAUCUUGCUACAAGUGCUGGCAACUGCAGUGUUCAUUCAGUUUUGUCUAAGCUAUUGCAUGGAAUUGCGUUUUGACUAUCAACUAAUGUCUGCCAAGGAGAAUGAACCUUUUUGGUUAUUCUAUUUAUUGUUAUAUAAGCACAGUUAUUUUUACCCAUUCGAGAUAGGUAUUUAAUGUGCCAUUAAAAUACUUCAGAUCAGUGCGAUAUUUUGAAGAUUAUUGACCACUAAAGCUCAGAUGUACAAAAAGAAGCUGCUUGUUAGGAAUCUCAACAUUUGGGAAUGUGACCCAAACACUAGUUAUUGCUCAGGACACAAUCAUUACUGCAGAAGCAAAAAAAAAAUGGCAGUGACUUUAUUUAUGUACAGUUUGGGCUGUUUUGUCUCUCCGUAGCGUUCUUGAUAGAGAGGGAAAAAGUGGAGAACGAGAAAAUGUGCAAGUGCUGAAACCAUUUGAUUGUUGUGACCUUGAUGUUUGAAAUGCAAAUUCAAGGAGACAAUCCUUAAAAAGCACAUAUCUUGUUUGAGGGAAACUGUUUCAUCACCUCUGUAAAAUAAAAGUUUAUAAAAAUGGUUUUGUGCUGCUUUCUUCAAUGUUCUGACCUAGCAGAUACUUGUCAGUAGCUUGUAAACUCAAUAUGUACCCUAAGUUUCUUGCACCACUGUUUUUGAUAAAUCUGUCCAAAAACAUAUGGCAACAACUGUUCUCUUCAGGAUCAAUGCACAAGAGAAAAGCUAAUUUAUUUAAUUUUGCAUUAACGCCUGCUUCUGUUUUUCCUGGACUUCCAUGUGAAACAAAAAUAAAAUGGGGAAAGUGAACACAAACCUUGGCCUAUUAUGGGCUAAAGCACAAAUAGGAGUUUUACUCUGUGCUGACCCUAUAAAGUCAACUAACUUUUAGCCAAAUUUAGAGGUUUUAGUUAUGAGGAAUGGUUUGGAAAGUUAAUGGAUUUGUUAAGCUAGUACAGAGGAGGUUUAACUGUUUCUAACAGAAGUUUUAAAAAUGGUGAUGAGAUUAGAAUUCUGUGGUGGUGGUUGUGGAGGUUUUUGGUCCUCUAACCUUUUGCAACUCUGGAAAUCCUGUAGAAGCAACUUUAUUCCAGAAAUGGUCAUUUCUACAAGGUUCAUGAUAACCUUGCACUUUGAUAUCAGAACUCUUCCAAAAUUAAACUCUGCUAACCAUUGAUUAGCCAAUUAGUAACAAGCUCAGGAGAGUCAGACGAAUAAGAACUUAAAAAAUAAAAGAGAAGUUAGAUUUUUGUUUGCACAAAGGUUUACUGGAAUAUUUUUAAUUUCCCAAAUCAAUAAAACAUAGACUAUAACAAUGGAAGUAGAAAUGGACAAAUAGUUGAAAAAGAGCAAUAUAUGACAGUAGAGGGUUAUGGAGUACAAUGGGAUAGUUCCAGUUGAAGGACUGGCAUUGGUGAGAUGGAUCAAAUGGUCUUUAAUCUGACCUAUACUUUCUGAUUCUGUUAGAAUAAAUGUGAUAAAUUGCUGACCAAUGAUUGAUGCUAAUCUUAAACAAUUUUCUUUUGUGUUAUAAUUUUUUUCCUGUGUACUGUGAUAACAUUCAAGGUCAUUGGCCAUUUUUCUACAAUUAUGCUCAAAUAUUGUAUUUUAAUGCAAUGUAUACUCAAGCUCAAGAAGAAAGGUGGUCAAAAUGCAAAUUUUCCACAAGGACAAAAGGCGCUAAGUGAUUUAUUAGCUUGUCUCUAGUAAUUGAUGAGCACCUCACACCUGUUGAAUAUCUGUGUCUCCAGAUGUCAGUGUUAUUGUCUGGCAGGUCAUCCUUUUUGGUUAGGACACAAAGAAAGAAAGAUUAAAGCAAGAAUUAAUAAUAGAAGCAGGCUUUACUGGCAUAGAAAUUUAACUUGCAGUACAUUUGGUUUGAUUUAUUUUGUUUUCAGUAAAGGCACCUGAUUUAUAUGGGCAAGUGUGGCAUGUUUAUUAUUCUAUAUUGUGCAAAGAUAAGUUGUACUGAUUGAAAUAAGUGAGCCAAUCAUAACUACUGUUGUUCAUUGACUGUGAAAUAAAGCAGGUUAACAAUUCUUA